UGAGGAAGAAUGGAAGCAGUACAUGCGAAGGCGGCUGGAUGGUAUUCACCCAGGGCGCCGGUACGGAUUAGCGCGCCAACCUCGACCGCGACUCUAUCUCGUAAAUGUCGACAAUGAAACCGGAACAGCGAGAGCGCAACUGACUAGCGCCGCAGGCGAACCGUUGUGCCGAUUGCCACAUGCUGACUGGCAAGCGCGUGUGCGACAUGUCUACGGUUUUUUAGUGCGGGACUUAGAAGAUGGGGCUUUCACCAUUACCAAUCCGCCUGUCAGGCAAUGGGACCUGGGCAGAGGCUAUGGGUGGCAGGAAUUGAACAUGAUGCAUGACCCUGUAACUCCGCGACAAUACUCGAGCCAGGUCUCCGAGUUUAUAGAUUCUGCACGC
This is a messenger RNA of Amoebophrya sp. A25, 385 nucleotides long. NCBI's taxonomy places the organism in Eukaryota, Dinophyceae, Syndiniales, Amoebophryaceae. The record is from the annotation of a GenBank genome assembly.